Molecule: messenger RNA, 1200 nt
Organism: Alternaria triticimaculans
Lineage: Eukaryota; Fungi; Ascomycota; Dothideomycetes; Pleosporales; Pleosporaceae
Exons: 1
Coding region: 1-1200 (399 amino acids)
Source: RefSeq, a predicted model, not a curated record
AUGUCGGAAAUGGCGUCAUCGGGCGAUGAUGCCGUAGACGCGCGCAUGGCACACAGAAUCGCGGAUCUGGAGAGAGCUCUCGCGAUUGCGAAGGAGGAACAGGACUUGGCUAGGGAGGAGUUGGUGCAAGUGAGACAAUACAGGGAAGAAGAUCGACAUGCGAUUGAAGAACUGAGGGCGCAGCUCGCUGAGUCGAGCUCGGUCGCGGAUAGAGUCCCACCGGCACAGCUCGAAGAACGGAUCGCGUCGCACGAUAAUACGCGUCAACACCGCCUCGAGCGACCACAUUCAAACAGUGAAGCAGACGAUCUGCGCCUGCGCCUCCACGCCGUCGAGAAGGAAUCACAAGAGAGACUUCAUCAGCUUCUAGCACUGAAGUCAAGCAUAUCAUUGCUCACGCGCAUGGAUUCGCAGAUAACGGAUAGCGAGCUGGCAGAAUCUUUCUCACAACUUGCGAACCGCGUGCGCGAAUGGACUGUGUCGAAUUUCAGACGAUCGAGGCUGAAUCUGGACAACCUUCCGAAGGAGACGGGGGAAGUUCUCAGCGCGCUGAAUCCGCUGUACAGUGUUAACAUUCGGAGUACGGAUAAGCUUGCGCUGUAUCAGGCUAUCGUGUCGCAAUCGCUUAUGCAGAUCUUCGAUGCUCCUGUUGUAUUUGGACUACCUAGCACAGGUCCUUUCGCUACCUUGCGACCACUCGCAGAGCGUACGCGGCAUCUUGGUACUACAUAUCGGGAAUGGGUGCGCGCUACCGUGCAAGUCCUCGAACGCAGCGAAGCGAAGCGAGAUGUCGAUACCGAAAGAGAAGCCUCACUACACGGACUCGCCGGAGAGAUCAGCCACAUACUCUUCACGCUUACAUCUGUGAGCCUUCCGCCGAAUGCCCAGUCAAUGCUCACCGGGAUAUUGAAAGACGCCGUGACGUUGCAGCGUACACUGGCUCUGCAAAAGGCACGCUACCAGCUGCUCUUCCUCCGCUGUCAAGAUGCCAGUAUGCAGUUUGAUGACCGUACGAUGGAAGCUGUGAAUGACGUUGAUCCCGCUGUGGAAGAUGGUGCUGAUAUGGAUGUGGAUCCCAGAUUUCUGUUCUGCGCGUUCCCGGGUUUGAUCAAGUACGGGGAUGAGUGGGGAGAGCAUGUUGAGAUGAGCAAUGUGUUGUUGAAAGCGAGGGUGUGCUCUGGUGUGAAUGGAGCGCUAUAA